AUGGGAAAUACUGCCAAUAAUCUACCCGGAUAUACGAAGCCACCAAAGUUGACUUUACUUAUAACUUUAUCACUAAGCUUCCUAAUAGAUAUAACACCAUCAUUAGAGAGAGAGGAGGAUUACUAUCUAGAAGUCAAAAGCAAUCCUCGAGUUCUUCUCCCCGAUAAGGCAACCAGUGCCCUUGACCUCUAUAUCGAAGUCACUCAAAAAGCUCUUUACAACGCUUGCCAAGGGCACACAACCAUUACCAAAAUAUACAAGCUGGCAACUAUUCAGGAUGCCGAUAACAUUGUUAUUAUAGAAAGUGGCCGAAUUCUCGACACCAAUUACUCUUUACUUAAAGCAAAUAGCCGCCCUUAUUCGAGAUUUAUUGGAGGCCAAGACCUAUCUGUCGCCGAGGACUUGCCAGACGGCUCUUUAGACAGCAAGGAUGAAAUAGAUAACUAA
This is a messenger RNA of Penicillium hordei, 447 nucleotides long. Its product is annotated as ABC transporter integral membrane type 1. Lineage: Eukaryota; Fungi; Ascomycota; Eurotiomycetes; Eurotiales; Aspergillaceae. The transcript has 3 exons. The coding region runs from base 1 to 447 and encodes 148 amino acids. The record is from RefSeq and is a predicted model, not a curated record.